Messenger RNA from Cladophialophora psammophila CBS 110553, 912 nucleotides. RefSeq lists its product as uncharacterized. The transcript is spliced from 2 exons. Lineage: Eukaryota; Fungi; Ascomycota; Eurotiomycetes; Chaetothyriales; Herpotrichiellaceae. Bases 1 to 912 code for a protein of 303 amino acids. The record is from RefSeq and is a predicted model, not a curated record.
AUGGGCCAGUCGCCUUCGAGGAGGAAUCGCCCAUUCAAGCUGAAUCAGAGCCGGCUCCUCGCUGUCGUUGGAGAGACCCUCCAGCGAUAUGGCUUGGAUCCGGCGCUCCUGCCCAGAGAAGGCGGCACAACAGAAGGGAGCGACAAAAACAGCAGAUGCAAAUACUCGUUUGCGACCGGAGUGGUCCAGUGUCGAGAGAACAAGAACAAGCACCCAACAUAUGCCCUGUUCAGAUCCUACCGUGUCCAAGAGAACCAGAAGGGACGGUUGCUGGAGGGUCCGAAUUCAGAAGGCUGCCGAGUUCCAGAAGUUUUCUGUGCUGCUGGGGCGGCCAAAUUCUUCUUGACGCCAUAUAAAAUCGGAAACACCGUCUUCUACGACGAGAUAUUCCCGCAGUCCCACCCAAUUUCUUCAUUGGCUCUCGACGAAGCACUUCGCCUCUAUGGGGAAGAUCUCGAAAUCUCAGUCUUACUGAACAUCGGACCAGGAAUCCCUGCGGACAAAGACUGUGAGGAGCUGGAUCUAAUGUCUCUCGGACCUAUCAGUCGUUUGGCCCGGAAGUUUAGUUGGCCUUUGGGCAGACGCCUCUCGCUGAGACAAAAACUGCUAUUCGUCGAGGAGGACGACGAGACGACCCAGAGGGGCUCGAAGCUCACUAGUCCAAGUGAAACCGCGCUGAAGCUGGAAAGUCAAAGACGAGAGGAUGUCCGGGCCCGACUGCAACGGAUGUAUGGGGCUCCAGGAGCUGACAAGUAUCAUCAUCUUGGGCCCGCCUAUUCCUCAGCUCGAGCUUCUCUGAAUGAUGUUCAGGCCAUCCGUCUGCCACAAUCUGGACUCAGCGACAUGAAAGAGCAGAGCAAAGCUGAGGCCGAAGGGAUUGUGAGACAGGUUUGGGUGGGUGCCGCGGCAUGA